Messenger RNA from Arctia plantaginis, 729 nucleotides. NCBI's taxonomy places the organism in Eukaryota, Metazoa, Arthropoda, Insecta, Lepidoptera, Erebidae. The record is from the annotation of a GenBank genome assembly.
AUGGAAAAUAUUCAACACCUCACUCUAGUUGUUCUACCUGGAAUCCUCAGUAUAGUUAAAAUGUAUUUCUCCUUUUGCAUUGCUUUGGCUCUUGUAGCCACAUGUUACGCCGGACCAGCCACUAACUCCCUGAGUAAUGUGUGCAAAAGCAAGAAUGGUUACUACAGCGUGGAGGGAAGCUGCGAUUCUUACAUACGGUGUAAUGACUAUGUCCCAGUUCACCAAACGUGCCCCGAUGGCUUGCACUACAACCCCGACGCCAAAUACCCCAACUACCCAUGUGGAUACCCUUCAGAUGUACUAUGCUUAGGACGGGGUUCAGUUCAACCAGCACAACCCACUGAAGAAUGCCCUCACCAAUAUGGCUACUUCUCAUCACCCUAUGCGGCUCCUGACAAUUGCGGUCACUACCGCGUAUGCAUCGAGGGUCGCGCUAUUGACAUGCACUGCCCAACCGGCCUCGCUUUCAACGCUGAUAGCGGUCGUUGCGACUGGCCCCAUCUAGUGCCUUCUUGUAAAUCCGGCGACUACCUUGGAUUCUCCUGUCCGGCCGGUGUUAAUGACGAUGAUGGCAAAAUCAGGAAUUACAAAUAUCCCGGCAACUGCUACUACUUCUUCUCUUGCCUGCACGGCCACGUCCGCCUGUUGUCAUGUAACGAGGGUGCAGCAUUCGACCCUGUUUCAGGCCUCUGCGUUGACGAAGUUUUGGUUAACUGUGCUCAGUAUUGA